Messenger RNA from Phodopus roborovskii (desert hamster), 5193 nucleotides. RefSeq names its product phospholipid-transporting ATPase ABCA3. Bases 68 to 5107 code for a protein of 1679 amino acids. Gene Ontology annotation, cellular component: intracellular membrane-bounded organelle; membrane. The transcript is spliced from 30 exons. The record is from RefSeq and is a predicted model, not a curated record. Gene Ontology annotation, molecular function: ATP binding; ATP hydrolysis activity; ABC-type transporter activity. NCBI's taxonomy places the organism in Eukaryota, Metazoa, Chordata, Mammalia, Rodentia, Cricetidae. Gene Ontology annotation, biological process: lipid transport; transmembrane transport.
GAAAGAAAACAAAAAGAAAUAAUUCCUUUUGUUCCCUAGAGUCCAGCACACAUUUUUUUGUAGAAGGAUGAAUUGGUUGAUAGUCAACCAAUUAACAGUUCUCCUCUGGAAAAAUUUUACAUUAAAGAAGAGGCAGAUGAUUAGUUCAGUAACAGAAAUCUUGGCAGCAUUGUUGUUUGUAAUAAUGUUGUUGAUAUUCCGUGCAUUCACUGAUAUAAGCGUUGUUGGACCAUAUCAUUUCACACCUCAACCCAUUGCUACCAUGCCUUCUUUCAUCAAAGAUGCCAAAGAAUGGGAAUUGGUUUAUGUACCUUCUGAUAUUGAUGUGGUAACUGAAAUCAUUGAGAAUGUAAAGAAGAAUCUCAACACCAGUAUAAAAGUUCGAGGUUUUCCUUCAGAAGCUGAGUUUGAGAAGUAUAUUCUGUUUGAUUAUACAUCUCAGAAAGUGCUGGCUGCUAUUGUUUUUGACUGUGGCUUCAAAAACAAAAAUGAUCCUCUGCCACUUCAGGUAAAAUAUCAUUUGCGUUUUGUUGGUGUGCAGAGGACCAUCUCGUGGCCAGAAAAGAUAGGCUGGAAAAUAACAUUUCUUUUUCCUAAUCGCCCUUCUCUGCAACCCAGGAAUCCAAAUGUUCUUGAUGGAGGAAGUCCUGGGUAUAUAAGGGAAGGAUUCCUGGCAGUGCAGCAUGCCUUGGAUGUGAGCAUUAUGUUGUAUCAUGAAAGCAGUGCUGGGCAAAAGCUAUUUGAUGAAAUCAACGUUCUCAUACAGAGAUUUCCAUACCCAGCUCAUCCUCAGGAUAAAUUACUUUGGAUCUCCAGUCCUUUCAUCCCUUUGAUGUUCAUACUUACGUUCUCUUCCAUUGUACUUUCCAUUAUGCGAUCCAUUGUGUUUGAAAAGGAAAAAAGAUUAAAGGAAUACCAGCUCAUAAUUGGGCUUAGAAAUUGGAUCAUUUGGGCUGGCUAUUUCUUCACGUUCUUCCCUUUAUAUGCCAUCAUUAUCCUUUUGAUAUGUGCAUUACUCUUUAUCCAGGUAACGGAGCCAAUCUUGCGAUACAGUGACUUUAGUUUCAUCUUUGUCUUUCUUAUAUGUUAUGCCAUCGCAUCCAUAUGCUUUGCCUUUAUGAUUAGCACAUUCUUCAAUAAAACUCAUUUAGCUGCUUCUGCUGGAAACCUCCUGUUUUUUGCCAGUUUCUUUCCCUAUAACUUCAUCUCUGAACACUAUGAAAUGUUGGACCUUACUUCCAAGGUGACUGCUUGUUUGAGUGCAAAUGUUGCAUUGGCACUGGGGAUUAAUAUUUUAAUCAAGUUGGAAAUACAAGAGAUUGGUGUUAAAUGGCAUAACCUUUGGACACCAGCCAAUCUUGAGGAUAACCUCAUCUUUGGCUAUAUGUUUGGAAUGCUUUUGUUUGAUGCUUUCUUAUACAGCCUUGUCACCUGGUAUGUAGAGACUGUCUUUCCUGGGCAGUGCGGUGUUCCUCAACCAUGGUACUUUUUCCUUAUGCGUUCAUACUGGUUUGGCAAACCAAAAAUUAGAAAGAUUGCAGAAGAGACAAAGUGCUUACCCACAAUACAUAACUGUUUUGAGGUUGAACCUACCAACUUGGUGGCAGGUAUCCAAAUCAAACGUUUGCACAAGGAAUUUAGAAACAACCCCGCAAUAAACAACUUGUCAUUGAACGUGUAUGAGGGGCAGAUCACUGUUCUUCUGGGACACAAUGGGGCAGGAAAAUCCACAAUCUUGUCUAUUCUCACAGGUAUGUAUCAAUCUCCAUUCAGGGCAAAAGGAGAGGCCUAUAUUAAUGGAUAUAAUAUUUCAGAUAACAUGACUGAAAUUAGAAAAGACUUGGGCUUCUGCCCUCAACAUGACCUAUUGUUUGAUGACUUGACACUAUCAGAACACAUUUUUUUCUACUGUACGAUAAAAGGAAUAUAUCAGAACAUAAACUAUAUGGAAAUUGAUCAUAUGCUGUCUAUUUUUAACCUGAAAGAUAAUUUCCAUACAUUAUCAGGCUCAAUGAGUGGAGGAGUGAGGCGCAAGCUCUCCAUCAUUAUAGCACUUACUGGGUGCUCCAAGGUAGUUAUUCUUGAUGAACCAUCAUCUGGCAUGGACCCGAUGUCAAGAAGGGCCACCUGGGAUAUACUUCAGCAUUAUAAAUGCAAUCGGACCAUUUUAUUGACCACACACUACAUGGAUGAAGCUGACAUCCUGGGUGACCGCAUUGCCAUCAUGGUCAGGGGAACCUUGCACUGCUGUGGCUCUUCAGUCUUCCUGAAACAAAUAUAUGGUGCUGGAUAUUGCAUAGUCAUGGAGAAGGAACAACAUUGUGAUAUUAACAACAUCUUUGCAAUGAUUCAGCAUCAUGUUCCAGGUGCUGUAUUGAAAAAUGAUUUAGGAAGUGAGUUAUCAUUUAUCCUACCCAAAAAGUAUGUAUCAAGAUUUGAAGCUUUGUUUACUGAUUUGGAAAUAAAUCAGAAAACACUGGGCAUUGCUAACUUUGGAGCUUCAAUCACUACAAUGGAAGAGGUUUUCCUUAAGGUCAAUAAGCUGGCAGCUCCCCAAAGGAAUAUUCAGGCUAUCAAACCCUAUUACUUGACGUAUGGAAAGAUGAGACAAGAUAAGCAGCAGAAUGUGAAUAUACCCAGAAAUUAUAACAGACAAAAAUUUUCCUAUUUGAGUGAAAUUACUACCAUUAAAUUUAACACUGGGUUUCCACUUUACCGUCAGCAAUUUUGUUCCAUGUUUAUAAAAAGAGCACUAUUCAUUUGGCGCAACUGGAAGUUGAUGUUGCUACAGAUAAUAAUAGUUUUGGUUGUUACUACAUAUCUCUUAUUAGCUCUGCACUUAGAUGAUAACGACAUACCUGAAAGGGAACUGGAUUUGAGUCACUAUGGUGGAACCAUUGUGCCUUACUCAAUUUCAGGGAAUUCUGAUUUGGCUCUGAAUCUCACAAAGAACCUUAAGAUUUUUCUAAAGACAAAGAAUCAAAGCUUACGAAAAAUAAAAGGUGACGUAAAUGAUUACAUAUUGGAAAGUAAAGAGUGCCGUAGCUUCUGCAUUAUUGCACUUUCUAUUAAGGUUGAGAAAAAUAAAACAGUACUCACUGUUUUCUUCAAUAAUGAGGCAUAUCAUUCAUCUGCAAUAUCCCUGGCAGUAUUAGAUAACAUUCUUUUUAUGACACUAUCUGGACCCAAUGCUUCCAUAACUGUCUUCAAUAAGCCUCAGCCUCAACCUUAUUAUGGUUCUAACACAGUGCCUGUAAAUGGAUUACAAAUAGUACAGUGUUUGGCUUUUGGCAUUUCUGUGGUGGUCGGGACCUUUAGUCUCCAAACAGUGACUGAAAGGGUCAGUCAGGCCCAGCACAUCCAGUUCCUGAGUGGGGUAUAUGUCCUCACUUACUGGCUUUCUGCCUUGUUGUGUGAUCUCAUCUUCUUCUUCAUUCCUUCCUGCAUACUACUGGGCAUAUUCAGAUUCUGCCAAGUGGAUGCAUUUGUUGUGAGUUACAACUUUCUGGACACGAUGCUGAUUUUUAUGUUGUAUGGCUGGUGCGUUGUGCCUCUCAUGUAUCUUGGAAGCUUCCUGUUCCAUAGUAGCACUACUGCCUACAUCAAGCUCACACUCUUUAACUACUUUUCAACUGUUUUCAGUAUCGUCAUUUACACUAUAGUACAAUUUUAUGAUAGUGACUUUCCUAAGUUCAUCAACAGCCUCAUAAAAACAGCUUUAAUGAUUCUGCCUAGUUACAACUUUGCAAUGAGUAUCAGCAGGUAUUUUGAUGACUAUGAGGUGAAGACACUUUGUGCUAGAAAAUUCAGAAGCAUAUACAUGGAUUGUAGUGAGCCAUAUACUCAGAACAAUGUGUAUGGCUUUGGAGAGCAUGGGAUUGGAAAAUUUCUAAUCACACUGGCUGCCAUGGGUUUAGUUUUCCUCCUCUUACUUUUAUCCCUAGAGACUGUUUCCUGGAACCUGAAGAACUUUGUCUUUCGUAACAUUAUUUUUUACUUCUACAAUAAAAUCAGAAAAAGCAGGCAAGCUGUAGUAUCUAAUCAGCAAACCAAAAAAGAUGAAGAUGAAGACAUAAGGCAAGAAAGAAGGAAAGUCCUCACACUGUCAUCUCUCAGGUCACAGGAUACCCCACUGAUCCUUAAUGAAGUUACAAAGAUUUAUUUUAAGUGUCCUGUUGUCAAGGCUGUGAGAAAUAUCUCCCUUAUGGUCAGGAAGUCUGAGUGCUUUGGAUUACUUGGAUUAAAUGGAGCUGGAAAAACUACAACUUUCAAAAUACUGACCGGAGAAGAGACUAUCACUUCUGGAGUUGCACUUAUUGAUGGCAAUAGUGUCAUUGAAAAUCCAAGAAAGAUUAGGUCAAGAAUUGGUUACUGUCCUCAGACUGAAUCUGUGCUGAACCACAUGACAGGUUGGGAACUACUGAGCAUGUACUCUAGGCUGUGGGGGGUCCCAGAGCAAAACAUUAAUGAGUACGUGGAAACCUUUCUGCAUUCAAUGCACCUGGAACCCAUUGCCAACCAGCUCAUCCACACAUACAGUGGCGGAAGUAAACGCAGGCUAAGUACUGCUAUUGCCUUAAUGGGAAAGUCUUCAGUUGUCCUCCUGGAUGAACCAUCUACUGGCAUGGACCCAGUGGCUCAGCAUCUGCUGUGGGACACAGUUACAUGGAUCUGUAAGACUGGUAAAGCUAUCAUCAUAACUUCUCACAGAAUGGAAGAAUGUGAGACACUCUGUACUAGGCUAGCCAUCAUGCUGAAAGGGAGUUUUACAUGCCUAGGCAGCCCCCAGCAUGUCAGAAAGAGGUUUGGUCAUGUAUACACUCUAACAGUGAAGAUCAAUAUUGCUAAGGACAGAGAUAAAGUUGCAGAGUUCAAACGAUUUAUUAAAACAACUUUCCCAGGUAACAUCAAAAACCAGGAAUUUCAAGGAAUCAUUGGCUACUAUAUUCCAAGCAAGGAAAUCUGCUGGGGAAAGGUAUUUGAAAUUAUGGAGGAAGCUAAAAUGCUGUUUAAUCUAGAAGACUAUUCUUUCAAACAAGUAACACUGGAACAAAUCUUUCUGACCUUGGCUAAUACAGAUAAAAUGAGAUUGCAGCCCAACCAGUGACCAUCUUUUCUCAUACUGCUGUCUGCCACUGAAUACAUAGAAGUCUUUUACAUAUACAUAUACAAAUAAAAACCCUGGGGAAGAUA